This is a messenger RNA of Neolamprologus brichardi, 3742 nucleotides long. It is a transcript of the gene ttll1, whose product is annotated as tubulin tyrosine ligase-like family, member 1. Gene Ontology annotation, cellular component: ciliary basal body. Gene Ontology annotation, biological process: microtubule cytoskeleton organization; protein polyglutamylation. NCBI's taxonomy places the organism in Eukaryota, Metazoa, Chordata, Actinopteri, Cichliformes, Cichlidae. The record is from RefSeq and is a predicted model, not a curated record. Gene Ontology annotation, molecular function: tubulin-glutamic acid ligase activity; tubulin binding; ATP binding.
AGCCCGUAACGACGUCCUUUAGUGGUUUUGAGACCUUUCCUUCUUUAAACGUGUCGCUAAAUUUUUUUUAACGUAGUUUAACUAAUCUGUGUACAUGUAAUUACAUUUACAUAACAAAGACUUUUAUUGUGAAGAGGAGUUUGACUGUGCUGGGCGUUUUCGUCUCUGUCCAGGUUCACGUCGCCGGGAUCAUUAAAAAGCAGCUUGUUGGCGAUAAAAGCAGCUAGCAUGGAGGUAGCUUUCAGUCUCUAGCUGUUUCUGCUGAUGGUGUGUUUCGCUGUGAGUUUAGCUCAGGGACAGUUUGUGGGUAUUGCAUCACUGACCGGAUGAUGUCCGCCCAGCCUCUGCGGCAGCAUCAGCAGCCCGGGGAGGAUUCAGCAGCUUGCUAACAGAGCCAGCCCGGCUAGCUGAUGCUGAUGACUGGCUGUUUCCUGGCAUUGACUUUCAGUGGGAGGCACCAUGUCCGGUAAGGUUAAGUGGGUGACAGAUAUUGAGAAAUCAGUGCUUAUCAACAACUUUGAGAAAAGGGAAUGGAUUCAAGUUACAGAAAACGACGACUGGAAUUUCUACUGGAUGAGCAUUCAGACCAUCAGGAAUGUGUUCAGCGUGGACACCGGUUACCGCCUGUCAGAUGACCAGAUGGUUAACCACUUUCCCAACCAUUAUGAGCUGACAAGGAAAGACCUGAUGAUCAAGAACAUCAAACGCUAUCGCAAGGAGCUGGAGAAAGAAAGCAGUCCGUUAGCGGAGAAAGACGAGAAUGGAAAAUACAUUUAUCUGGAUUUCGUCCCGGUGACGUUCAUGCUUCCUGCUGAUUAUAACCUCUUUGUGGAGGAGUUUCGUAAGAAUCCGUCCAGCACCUGGAUAAUGAAGCCCUGCGGGAAGGCCCAGGGGAAAGGCAUCUUCCUCAUUAACAAGCUGUCCCAGAUUAAAAAGUGGUCGAGAGACAGCCGCACCUCAACGUUUGUAGCAGCAUCUAGUGGCAAGGAAGCUUAUGUCAUCUCUCUGUACAUUGACAACCCUCUGCUGAUAGGGGGGAAGAAGUUUGACCUGCGUCUUUAUGUCCUGGUGACCACAUAUCGACCCCUGAAAUGCUACAUGUAUAAGCUGGGCUUCUGCCGGUUCUGCACAGUGAAGUACACACCCAGCACCAGUGAACUGGACAACAUGUUUGUGCACCUCACUAACGUGGCCAUCCAGAAACAUGGGGAUGACUACAACCAUGUCCAUGGAGGGAAGUGGACGGUCAGUAACCUCCGUUUGUACUUAGAGAGCACCAGAGGAAAGGAGGUGACAAACAGAUUGUUUGACCAGAUCCACUGGAUCGUGGUGCAGUCACUGAAGGCUGUAGCUCCUGUGAUGAACAAUGACAAGCACUGUUUUGAGUGUUACGGGUAUGACAUCAUUAUUGAUGACAAGUUGAAGCCAUGGCUUAUUGAGGUCAACGCCUCUCCCUCGUUGACAUCCAGCACAGCCAAUGACCGCAUCCUUAAGUACAACCUCAUCAAUGACACCCUAAACAUCGUAACACCCAAUGGGGAUAUUCCAGACUGCCGCUGGAAUCGGAGUCCGCCUCGGGAGGCCCUGGGCAACUAUCAAGUCCUGUAUGACGAAGAGCAGGCGCAGAGCGAGAAUGCUGAACGUGACCUGCGGAGCCGUUCCGGUCAGUCACUUGGGUCAAAGGGCACCAAGGGGAGUGCAGGCGUUCGCCCCACUGCCGCCACCUGGAAGUGAAGCGAUAAUUUUUCCUUCAAAUUAACUUCCUGUACAACACUCCAGGGAACUUCUGUGGGGAACCACUUGGACUUCUUUUUUUAGCACAUUGGACAGAUGCUCCCUCCGUCCACAUUUCACUGACUGUGGCACAGGGAGCAAUGGCACUGCUGCUCAAUGGAGAAAAAUCAGCUAUGUGCUCACAUUGAGAAGGUUGAAAAGCUUGUGUUUGUCACUGUUGUUAUGAAUGUAAAACAAAAUAAGUGGAACUGACAGUGCUCUGACAGGUUUAAGGUCAAAUCAAGUAGGUCAAAUAUCACAUACAGCAGCGGUUUCCACACUUAAGACAAGUGCUGAUGAAAAGACAAGUGCUGAUGAAAUCUUCAGAGAUGGACACGAAGGAUUACUAUGCAUGACAUCGGAUUGCUGACACUUUAACUUGACCUUCCACACCGGUGCUAAUGAGAACAUACACUGUAUGGUAAUGAAGUGGUAUAAAGUUAUCAAAUAGAAGUGAUUUAAAUAUUGAAUUUAAUAAAAGGCAGAAUUAGCAGUAUUAAAUGUUAACAGACUUUAUUAAUUUUUUGUACGUUCAUUAUCAGUAUGUUUUGCGGGGUUUUGAUGAUUGUAUUCCUCUUGCACUUUAUUUCUUUACAUGUGCUUUAAAAAGUAUGUCUCAUCGUUCAUUUCGACUCUGACCCGUUGUCACAUCUGCUAAAAAUUUAAAUGCUAAUUAUAUGUGUUGAGAUGUUUUCUUAUUGCCUGCUCAUUUCCUUCAACUACUAAAAAGCUGAAACACUGAUGAAGAGUUAUCGUCCAUCUUUCUGAUAACUGGAUUGGGGCUAAAUGAUAUUGGCGACAAGCUGAGAAAUAAAUCUUGGUCUUUUAAAAUAAAGUUACAAAACUCCCUCUUACCUUACUGAGUCUGUUUUGGGCUGCUGCUAACAUUUUUUCUGUAAUUUUUUAUUUUUUCCAUGAAUUCACUAAUGACUUUGCCUGUGAAAUGAUAUAAGAUGUAUUAAAAAUUAAUUACAGAAGGUGUAACUUGAAAAGGUUUUCAAAAGUUCUGCAUUUAUUACUACUUCCACUUCUAGUUCAAGUCAACAAUCAGGAGUAUUAUCCAUGAUCAUUUUCUCCAAAAAGCAACGAAAAGACAGUGAAAGGGUUUAGAGAAACGUGUCUGCCAUCAAAUUGUGAUUAAACAAGGUUGAAACAGUAUGAUUCAGCUCUGCCCUGACACAGUGUCCAAUGUGCUGUUUUCUGUGUAAUUAAAUGCUGCUUUUCUUUAGUUGCAUUAUGUGUGCGGAGUUAUGAUUUGAAAUAACAAGCUGUGUAAAAAAGUACAGCUUUCUUUACUUUACUAAAUUCAUUCUGUUUAAAUAAAAAGCUUUCAGGUUACUGUUAGGGCGGGCGGGUUGUAGUCUUUGUUGAAAAUAAAUGUGUAGUCUGGAGAAUAAUCAGAGGUCAAGCCUUCAAAAAGCCUAUGACCUAUAUGUUCUUGCUGUUGCCACAGCAGCAAAGCAGGUCUCUGCAUGGUACUGUUUCUUGGUUAUCAGUAGGUUGUCAAGUGGUGUAAGCUGUACGUGCUGUGGCCUGUGAUUUCUGACUGAAGUCCCCAAAGUAAACACUCUGUUUUUACAAACCAAAUUUAAAUUUAGAAACCAAAUUUACUGGAAGGUUAGGUUCCCACGGCUGCUUGUCUUUAACCCCUUUAUAAACUUUUGUGAACAAUACAUGAACAGAAACUCCUUUAAAUGUUUUUUGCUUUUAUAUUUCAAUAAAAUAUCCGUACUGUUGAUGCACUGAUAAACAGUUAUGGUUGUAAUUUGUCAAUUUGUGUGUAUUGACCCUUCAACAAUAAGAGCAGUCAGUUUAUUUGCAUGUCAUAUGUCAUCUGCUGGUGUGAAAGAAAUCUAUUGUUCAUUGGAAAGUGACCAUUGCACAUCUCUGUUAAUCAUAUCUUAGCUCAAGUUACAGAAUUAGUCAAUGGGCUUUACAUGCGUUAUUUUGGUGGAAGCACAAGGUGGUU